AUGGAAAUGAAGGAGGGGGAGGGAGAAACGAUGGAGGAGGAGGUAACAGACUGCCAGAUUGCUCCAUGGCAGACCAGCGUGGCCUCUGGCACUGUCACCACCACUGCCACUGCUGCUUCUGUUGUUGUUGCUUCUGGACUCUCUCUGUCUCUGCCUCCAGCCAAGAAAGCCAAAUCACUACCUCAUGUCAUUUUACCUACUUUUCCUGUUUGUUUCUUAACAGUGAUACUGGGAGACUUUGUGGAUGUCCCUCCAAAUGAUUCAGUGCGCUCUUUAGCAGAGGAGGAGACCACAUUACCAUGUAUCUACAGUAAACCCAGCCCAGAUGUAACAGUGGUACAGGUCUCAUGGUUUAAAGAAAACAGUGAUGGCACCAAAGAGCAGCUCAUCACUGCACACCAUGAAAAUGGACAAACAGCGUUUGGGACGUGGUCUCGGCGGCUGCGCUUCAAAAGCAGCGAACCCACCGUUGAUUCCUCUCUGGUUCUCAUGACCACUGAGACCUCUGAUGAGGGGAAAUACAUUUGCCAGGUCGACACCUUCCCCCUCGGCAAAUAUAACAAGGAGAUGUCACUCACUGUGUGGACUGUUCCUAUCUCCUCUCUUGAUCCUGUCAUCCUGGAGGAGGGAAAGCCGUAUGGAGUUGCCGCUUCCUGUCGCUCUGUAGGCAAACCGUCCCCCACCCUGUCCUGGGACACGGAGCUGAACGGCCAGUCCACCAACCGCUCCUCUGACAAUGGGGCGGUCACCUCCCACUUCUCCCUGUACCCACUGAGGGGCAUGAACGGCAAGAGGCUAGACUGUUUGGUGUGGCAUCCAACGUUUCAGGGCCCCCGCAGGAUCAGAAACAAGCUGGUGGUGCACUUCCCUCCACAUGCAGAGGUGACUGGCUACAAAGAAGACUGGUAUACAGGUAUGCAGAAUGCAGCCCUGAGGUGUGUGAGUGGAGGAAACCCCAGACCACAGAGUUUCACCUGGACCAGAACUGGUGGACAGCUGCCAGAAGGUGUGAUAUCCCACCCUAAUGGAACACUAUUUUUUGGGAGACCCCUAAGCAUGUCAGAUGGAGGCUUAUACCAGUGUAUGGCGAAGAAUGAAGUGGGAAUAGGGAGAGCGGAGAUGGAGGUGACUGUGGCAGAGUCCAAAGAAAUCAAGCCCCCUCUUGAAAACAUGCUAAUGAUCAUCGUGGGAGCAGUGGCUGGCGGUUUGCUGAUCUUAAUGCUUAUCAUUAUCAUCGUUGUCACUUGCCACCACAAGCGCAAGAACAAGAAACUGGAGAGGGAGCUCACUGAAAAGAAGGAGGAAAUAAGCACUCUCUCCAGGCAUGCAUCUUUUCGGAGAAUGAACUCAAUCAGCACAGACGCCAGAGGAGCGACAGAGGAAAACAUCCCUCUGAGGGUGGAGGGAACCCUGAGGACCAGCCUGUCUUCCCUCGGGGAACAGCCGCACUGCCGUGAUAGCCGAUCUACUAUCUCUGGUGGGCGGGGAGGAGGAGUGGGAGCAUUCGACUACCUUGGCAGACCAGUCCUGCACAACAACUCUCGCAGAGGGAGAGAGAGGCCUCUAGACAUAGACGAGGAGAACCGGCUCAGAGUGGAGACAUAUGUGAGAAACAGCACUAUGUCUCUACAGGAGACCCGUUACCAGCCUCCUCUCCUGCCCCCGUCCUACCCUGUACAGUCCACUGAGGUUAUUAGGCAGAUGAACGGCAGCAUCAUUAUCCCAACAGAUGGGGGUUCACGACCUGCAAGUGUUACCAAGAAUCACCAACAUUCUACUCUGAGCAACACCUAUCCACCUGUAACAGAUGAUGAGGAUGAAGUGGAUGAAGGUUUGGGGGGUCCCGCCAGUCAGGAGCAUCCUGAUGACCAAGACAGCGAGACCAACAGCUCCCAAGUGUCUGAGGCUCACAGUACUCGCUACCAACACAGUAACGGCUCAUUGAGACCCAAACUCAGGCCAAUACCUCCUCUGCUCAGUCCCAGUCCCCAUGCUUCCAUUAUCCACAAGGCACAGAUCGUCUAACAGACAGCUGGAAGAAAAUGUAUGAAACAACAGAACUGGGCAGCGCUGCUCUUGGAAGUUGUUCAAAUGUGGAUAUGAAAGCAAGAUUUGUUUUCUGUCCAGAAAAUCAACAAUGCAAACAGUGGUUGAGUCGACUAUGCAAGACGUACACCUGGACUACACUGCUUCUAUAUUGUGUGGGAACACAGUGCAAUAGGACAGAGGCUUCAAUGAAAAUUCUACGCUAAUACAUCUACUGGACACACUUAUAUGAUGACCUACAGUUAGGAUUUUGGGCAAAAUCAAAGACAGUUUUGGUCAAUGUUACAGUAUUUCCACAGUAGCUUCUGUUUUAAAGCAGAAGACAUGUAUCGGUCUGCUUUUGUAAUACAGUAUCUAUUACUCUAAUAAGCUGUAACAAACGGGUGAAUGCCGUUCACAUACCAUCUGUGUGUGAUGUUGAAAGCACUCUGAGACAGAUACUGUAAGAAAUCACUACACACGGGAAAGAGACAAGGCUGUGGAGAGUUGGUUCAUCAGAAAAGUAGAUUGCAACACCUCUGUAGUGCGGGUGGAUUUUUUGCUCAAGUGUUGUUCAGUGUACCUGUAACUGGGCCUGUGUGAAGUUCCUUACACAACAUGGUUUGGGAUCAGAUCCAAACCAUGGGUUUGCCACACCUGCAACAUGCAUACCUCCAUAUUGUCUUACUGUCCCCAUGCCUGUGCCUCGAGCACUGAGACAGUUUUGAUCAGAUAGCCAAAGCAUGACUAAUGUGUCUGUAAAAGGUCUGCUUAAAAAUCUUAUAUUCUUAAACUUAUAAUGCCUUUAUUACAAAAAAAAAUAAAUAGAACAUUAGCAUAAUAUGAAAUUCAAUAUACAGUAUCUACUUGUUCCCACAAGUCUCAUUCCUUAACUGAUCUUUCUGUGGCACCAAAUGUAAUCAUGUACAUAAACAUUUUGUUUUACUUGUGGAUUUUGUUUUAUGUAUUACUGUAAAGCUUCAUGGAUACUUUUGGAAACUUUUACAAAACAUUUGAGACCAUAGAUGCACAUCAUCUGUGGCUGCCAGAAUGGUGGUUACAAAAAUCUUCUUUACCUAAUACAGGGAAAUGUCACUCAAGAAAGAAUUUUUACAUAGUUUGUUACAAAAGUUGAAAACUGUGGCAAAGCCAAGCACAAUAUUUCUAUCACACAUAUUUUUUUCUAAAUACUAUCGGGUUCUGUCAUAGCUCAGAUAUGCGUAACAAUGUGCCAAACACUAAAAAAAAACAGUUUUGCUCUCAAGGCAAAUAUGAAGUAUUAAUUAACACCGACUUUUUUUUUUAACUUCUUUAUUUUUUUUCUCUCAAGGCCUGCCUCUGUAUGGGACAGAUUGUGGUAGAAGUAAUGUGCCAUUUCAUUGCACCCACCAAGUUACAGCUGAAUGUAGGCAGUAUUUGUGGCAGACAGUGCCCCCGGGUGUGUGCAGCUGAAAACUGCAGAACUAUACUGAACUAUGAAAGACUCAGCUUUCCACUGUGAUUCUGGAGAAUUACAGUCUCAUCUUGGUCAAGUGCCUACUUUUUAUAUAUUAGGGGCUUAAUUUUGGUACAUUUUAUAUGGAUGAAUUGAAAUAAAUGCUUCUCCUCACAAAGUGCAUGACACAUUAAUGCUGAAAGAUAUUUACCCUGUCAUUUGUUGCAUUUUUCUUCUGAUUCUUUUUGUAAAUAUUAACCUUAUUUAGUCAAAAGUGUUCCCAUUACAAGUACAAAAAUGUAUGCCAGUACAUCAUAGAUAGAAUAAUACCUUCCCUUGGUGUGUGAUGUAUAUGCAUGCUGUAUUUUGAUUUAACUCUAUUAACUUUUUUUUUUUUUAAAUACAGUCUUGACCUUAACCAUGUAAGUCACAUCCAUCUUUAAAACAUAAAUAAAGUAUAAUUAUUGCUGCGGGUUCACAUAAAACAAAAUAUAAUGGCAGUGUAUUCAGAUUGUUUACUUACAUACUGAUAUUACAUGUGAAAAUAAUUCAUUACAAGUAAAAGUUUGAUAUUCAAGGCUGUACUUGAAUGUAAGUAUUAUCAGCAAAGUGUACUUAAGGUGGUUAUUGUCCAGUAAAACAGUUCUUGUGAGUGUUUUACCAUUGUGUAAUAUUGUUUAUUAAUGUUUUACUGCUGAAUUAUGUGCAUUUUUUAUUUUACCACUGUACAUGUUAAGGCUGAGCUCGUUAUUUUAUGUGCUGUUGGUAGUUUUAACCCCAACAAUGCAUCAUGUUUUAAUUGGUUAUCAUAUGUUGUUUGUGUAACUAUCUUGUGAGAACAAUGUAUCUCUAAGAAGUUCAACUCUGUCUGAAUGCCUUUUCCAGUAAAACCAAGAAUUUUUUUUUUUGCUCUAAUUAUAAAGGAACACUUCAUCUUUCAGUUUGUCACAUUCAAAAUCAGUAUGUUUGCAGAUAUUUGUGUUUUGUUGAUUAGGAAUGGGAUGAAAAAUUGUAAUGUGAAUGUAAAUUACCAGUCAGACAAACAUGGAGUAAAAAGUAUAUAAAUAUUUGACUCAAAGAUACGAGGGAAAGUAGAAGUAAAAAGUUGCAUAAAAUGUAAAUACUCAAAGUGACAGUAGUUAAGAUUACAUACAGUACUUAUAUGAACACUUAAUUCCAUCCCACUUCUGUAGUAUAGUGGGGAGACUAAUCCUACAGAACACACCUCUUUAACUACAAUAAUUUUUUUCUUUAAUUCUUAACCAUUACCCAGAAACCAGUUUUCACAUACAGUGAAUUCAGUUGUAUUGGGAUAUCAUUGUUUAUUUUUUAAUGUCUUUUGUUAUUUUAGGCCAUUUUGACCAAUAAUAAGGCCUUUCAUUAAAUGCAGUUCAGGGUUAGCAAGUCUGUUCAGAAAUAAUUAAAGUUUUUGCUUGGUCUUAGAAUUCUA
Molecule: messenger RNA, 4910 nt
Organism: Sphaeramia orbicularis (orbiculate cardinalfish)
Lineage: Eukaryota; Metazoa; Chordata; Actinopteri; Kurtiformes; Apogonidae
Product: nectin-4-like
Exons: 12
Coding region: 1-2025 (674 amino acids)
Biological process (GO): heterophilic cell-cell adhesion; homophilic cell-cell adhesion
Cellular component (GO): adherens junction
Source: RefSeq, a predicted model, not a curated record